UACUACCUCUGCAACGGUGUGUGGUUGUGAAUGGAAGCUCGAGCCCGAACAUUCGAUUGCUCGCCACCCUAUUAUCAUUACAAUAUGGGAGUACCAUCUAUAAAGCUGCUGUCAGGUGUGAUGAUGUUGCUGACAUUUGCAUGUCCCUGUCUGGCUUUGGUUUGCAAUGCUGGAGAAGAAGCGGUGAAGACCAAUGGCACCUCCUAUGAAUGCAGGACAUGUCCGCCAGGGAAGUACCAACCAAUAGCCAACACAACACUGGCAGAUGGUUUCAAGUGCUCCAAGAAAAUAUGCUCUCCUGAGGCAAGGGUGCCAAAUUUGGAAGAUCCAACCAUGGGCGCAGUGUGUGUUUGUGACACCACAAGAGGGUAUUAUGGAGAACACCCCGAUAAUUGCCGUAAAAGAGAUGAACCAUGUCCUACAAACAGUACAUUAACAAAGACCGGCAGGUGUGUUUGCAUUGACGGUCAUGCUGAGAAUGCCUUAGGCAUAUGUGUACCUGUAGGUCCCACCUCUGUAGGGACCACCCCUGUAGGGACCACCCCUGCAACUACCACAGGUGUUUUUGAUAAUCCAGUUCCACAGAGCCAGGGGUAAGUUUGUCAAGAUUAUUUUGAAAACAGCAUGAGGAAGUAAUUCAAAGUCAUAAAAAUUCAGCUGCAGCCACUGCCAUUUGUAGUGUGUGCACUGGUGCUUUGUCCUGAAGCCUUCGACCCAAACGCUUUGCCCUUUCCUUCUUGUGUUAUUUUUCAACAAAUUUCAACUUGAAAGUGGGUUCUUUGGUGGGGGUGAGGGCAAAUAUUUCCUGUUUGCUCUGAAUGUUUUGAUUCUGGAUCAGAGUGAUGGAUCAUUGUCUCAUCCUUGGUUAAAGUUCACAUGAAACAAUUAUCAUAAUUAAUUACCAUAAUGUUUGUACACAAAGGCCUGAGACCUAAAAGUACCGAAAUAAAUUGAUUGAUUGAAACAAUUAUCAAGAUUCUACUGAUAACUGGUCAAGAGGUCCUUCUAUAUUGUCAGUCGAAUCAGCUUCUGAUCUGGUAAGGGGGCACGGGUGGCC
Messenger RNA from Haliotis rufescens (red abalone), 1057 nucleotides. RefSeq lists its product as uncharacterized. The record is from RefSeq and is a predicted model, not a curated record. The coding region runs from base 31 to 597 and encodes 188 amino acids. Lineage: Eukaryota; Metazoa; Mollusca; Gastropoda; Lepetellida; Haliotidae. The transcript has 7 exons.